AUUUUGAUGAUGUAUUUUAGCGUUAGCUCCUUUCUAAGUUUUAUCCAGUCAUUGGAGUAACGUGUCGAUAUCUCUGUACCGCUAAAAAAAGGCAGUCUGUCAAUUGUUUGUAUUGCAAUUCUGAUUAUUUGGAUCUGCGAUGACUGCACCCUUGAAAGUAUGCAUUGUUGGCUCGGGAAAUUGGGGUUCUGCAAUUGCCAGGAUCAUAGGCAACAAUGUUCAGAACAUGCAGAAGUUUGCGUCCACCAUAAAGAUGUGGGUCUUUGAGGAGACUGUUAAUGGGAGGAAACUGACUGAAGUCAUCAACACAGACCACGAGAAUGUGAAGUACCUGCCAGGAUACAAACUACCAGAAAAUGUGGUAGCUGUCCCCGAGCUGCAGGAGGCUGCGAAGGACGCUGACCUGCUGGUGUUCGUAGUCCCGCACCAGUUCAUCGGAAGGCUCUGCGACCAGAUGGUGGGCUGUGUGUCUCAAAGAGCAGUCGGCAUCUCUCUGAUAAAGGGAAUAGAUGAAGGACCAGAGGGUCUCAAACUGAUUUCUGACAUAAUCCGAGAGAAAAUGGGAAUUGACGUAAGCGUGUUAAUGGGAGCCAAUAUCGCCAAUGAAGUAGCAGCAGAGAAGUUUUGUGAAACCACCAUAGGCAGCAAAAACAUGGCGUAUGGCCUUCUGUUCAAAGAACUCCUGCAGACACCAAAUUUCCGCAUUACCGUGGUGAAUGAUGCAGACACUGUGGAACUUUGCGGAGCGCUAAAGAACAUAGUAGCUGUCGGAGCUGGGUUUUGCGACGGGCUUCGUUGUGGAGACAACACAAAGGCAGCCGUCAUUCGCCUGGGCCUGAUGGAAAUGAUUGCGUUUGCCAAGAUCUUCAGUAAAGAGGGGUCUGUGUCUUCAGCCACCUUUCUGGAGAGCUGCGGCGUCGCUGAUCUCAUCACCACCUGCUACGGAGGACGCAACCGCAGGGUGGCGGAGGCCUUUGCAAAGACAGGGAAGAGUAUUGAGGAGCUCGAGCAGGAGAUUCUGAAUGGCCAGAAGCUCCAGGGACCGCAGACCUCUGCAGAGGUGUAUAACAUUUUGAAACAAAAGGGCCUGGUUGAGAAGUUUCCUCUGUUUACAUCUGUGUAUCAGAUCUGCUAUGAAGGGAAGCCAGUGCAAGAAAUGAUUUCCUGUCUGCAGAGUCACCCUGAACACAUGUGACCUGCCAUCUCGAAUAAUUGCUACAGUUCUAGUGCUGCUCGUACUGUAAAGAAUGUUCAUUAGAAUCAGACAUGUCAUGGCAGUGUUGUGGAAACAGUGAAAUAGGCUACUCAUUCAGAUUUAUUUUUGUUCUGGCAGUGAUAGCUGAGCAUAACAUCCAUAGGUCACAGUAUCCCAGCGUUUUCUAAUAUCUUUUCUUUUUUAUCAGUAUCAUAAGAUAUUUAUACUCUAAUUGACUUUUUAUUUUAAAUUGUGUGACCAGAUUCUGUUAAAUACAGUGUUGUUUGUGUUUUUUAAAACGGUCCUUUUUCACUACAUUGCAAUAUGAGAUUACUAUGAUGUUGAAACAUUAUUUAACAACAAAAAUGCAGCAAGUCACACAAUAGGAGCAGUCAUAAUACUGCUUAGCAAAUAAUAGGACGCUUCCACGACCCACCUCAACUUUCUUAGCUCUGUGUAUUGGACUUGUUAUCUAUAGUUCAGAGGUUACCCCAGACCCCUUUUGAGUCUUUUACAGGGUAGAAAUACCCUACUUACAUAGAUCGAUAGUCAUGUAAGUGUGGGGUUUAGAAAGGAGCAUAAGUGUCAUAUGAAUGGAGGUGCUCAAUAGAUAACAACCAUUAACCAAUGAUUGCACCCUGACAGUUCCACUCCAUAUGUGCCCAAUAAAGCACACAAAAAAUAUCAGAAUCUUUUACUGUUUGUUUCUGGAAUCAUGACAAAAGCAUUAACAGCACAGUCAAGGACAAUGGGCCAGCUGCCUCUCUUCUCAGAGUAGAGAAGAGCAAACCACUAACCUUCAAAAUCAUUAGCUUAUUUCCUGAAUGAAUCAAAGUUACAGACGCGCUAUAUUUUAUGUGCUUGUCUUUGAAUGUUCUCAUCACCAGUUUCCAGGUUUUUUAAAUUCUUUCGUCAGACGCUCUGGUUUCUUCGAUCAUCAGCGAUACCCAAGAAGCUUUUUACAGCAUACCCUAUACCAGUGUCAUUAUGAACAGCUGUGAAUUUAAAAGUCUGGUGAAUAAAUAGCUGAUUAGAAGGAAGAAUCAGGGAAGGUGAAACACGUUUUUCUUCUGUGCUAGACUUGUAUUUGGACCCCCAAGAAAAACCAGGUUGCUGAAGGAAGUGGUCAUACUGUAGUAGCUUAUUAUGGGGUGCUCUUCUUAAAUCGAUGCUCAAUCAAUUCCUCAGUGUGGUGGUAGGGCUGUCUGUGUUACCGGAGCUGUUAUCCUUCAGAUGAGGGGUUUAACUAAGGUGAAGUCUAUGUCAAGGAAAUUACAGAUGUUAACCGUUGCUAAUUCAGGUCAAUAAACUCUUGGUUGGCUUCCACCAUAUUAAUUUAUUCUCAUAUACAAGCCUCAUGUUCCCCAGUCCACAACUGUUACUGAGAGCCUGUUCUCAAUUGGUUGUGCCAUCUCAAACAAAGCAUUUUAUUAUGCCCUGUCCAGACUACCUGGUGAUAAUGCACAAUCAACACAUGUUGAAACCGUGUGAUUGUCAUUUUUCCAGUCACAAUCGCGUUCCGUAAUGAUUCUGGAUGAUAUAGGUCGUGUGAAUAUUAGUUGAUGGCCAAAAUGUCAUUAUUAACAUUUAAAAUGUCACACUUUGGCCUUCUGGAAGUUUUUAAUCUGCAGUUGAAGCAACAGGCUUUGUAGUUUUCUAAUUUCAUCUUCUGUGGGCUUUAGCACCGAAAUCGCACCCUCCCUUGUUUGCUCUCCAAUAAAGUAGGUCGCCGACUCUGGCCCCACGAACCAUCCUUUCACCUACUCGACGGCAUACAAAAACCCUACGUGAUGAACCAAAGAUUUCAAAUUUUGAUUCAUC
Messenger RNA from Polyodon spathula (Mississippi paddlefish), 3016 nucleotides. RefSeq names its product glycerol-3-phosphate dehydrogenase 1 like (gene gpd1l). Gene Ontology annotation, biological process: carbohydrate metabolic process; glycerol-3-phosphate catabolic process. Bases 140 to 1195 code for a protein of 351 amino acids. Gene Ontology annotation, molecular function: protein homodimerization activity; NAD binding; glycerol-3-phosphate dehydrogenase [NAD(P)+] activity. The transcript is spliced from 8 exons. NCBI's taxonomy places the organism in Eukaryota, Metazoa, Chordata, Actinopteri, Acipenseriformes, Polyodontidae. The record is from RefSeq and is a predicted model, not a curated record. Gene Ontology annotation, cellular component: glycerol-3-phosphate dehydrogenase (FAD) complex; cytosol.